Molecule: messenger RNA, 2055 nt
Organism: Plenodomus lingam JN3
Lineage: Eukaryota; Fungi; Ascomycota; Dothideomycetes; Pleosporales; Leptosphaeriaceae
Cellular component (GO): SAGA complex; nucleus
Molecular function (GO): protein binding
Source: RefSeq, a predicted model, not a curated record
AUGAAUGAGGAGGACGACUUUGAGAAUGGCGCCAGCUCCGCUGAAGACGAGGACGAGGCAGACGAGGCAGACGCCAUGGACGUAGACGAUGAUGAUGAGGGCGAUGACAAUGAUGAUGGGGACAACGAUGACGACGACGGGGAUGGAGACAACGACGAUGACGACCAAGAUGGGGAUCAAGACCAAGACCAGGACCAAGACGGAGAUGGAGACGGAGACGGAGACGGGGAUGGAGAUGGAGAUGGGGAACAGGACGGUGACGAGCCUGACAGUCCUUCACAACGGCGACGCGACAGUCAGACGAAUGGCAAUAUAUCUGGUCAAUCGAACGCGAAUCCCGACGUGACGCUCACAUCCCCUAGCCCACGAGCAGCCUCAUGCGUCCUGGGCAACCUGCCAUUCCGUCCCAGCGUGCGCCAGGAGGCCCUUAAUGCGCCGGUCUACGACAUCAUACCCACCAUCGCCGCUCCACACAGCACCUCCAUCAACUCCAUUACAGCCACGCCGGAUAUGCGAUGGGUGUUUAGUGGAGGCGCGGAUGGGUACAUCAGGAAAUUCAACUGGGUAGAUACCGCCAAUGGCAAGCUUGCCCUGACAGUCGCCCAACGCCACCCCUUUGUCGAUUCAGUGACAAAAGCGGGGGUAUUAUUAUCGUACUGGGAGAAUGAGGAUCCCUCUGGCUCGCAAGAGAGCCUGUCACCAGUCUACUCCCUGGCCGUGCAUCACCAGGCGCUCUGGCUACUUUCAGGUCUGGAAUCUGGGGGAAUCAAUCUGCAGUCUGUGCGCCACCAAGAAGGAACAAGGAUACACACGCUCAAAGGGCAUACGUCUGCUGUGUCGGUCUUGACACUGUCACAAGACGAAACCUCGGUAUUAAGCGGCAGCUGGGACAAGACGAUCAAUGACUGGGACCUCAACACUGGCCAAGUCAAGAGAAAGUUCGAAACUAGCGGUGGGCAAAUCUCAGCCAUUGAGCAGCGGCCACUCUCUACUCUGCCCAUUCCUCAGGACACCGAGACCCUCCCCCUUUCAAACGGCACCUUUUCGUCCAACAAUGCUGCACGGCCACGCCCCAACGGCAGCCUCACGAACGGGGUCGAUGCGAAGCCAACCCAAGCCAAAGAUGAAACUGGCAAUGACGAUGCCCAAGGCUCCCCUGACGAUUCUCUCUUCGGCGAUAAAGAUUCUCUUUUUGGUGACGGCCAAGAUAAUAAUCCAUCAUCUGCAUUACCAUCCUUCGGCGACGACGACGACGAAUUCUCAAUCGCCAUUGCGAACGGCAUACAGCAAGCAGACGAAGACGCAAAUGCCGACCUCGACAUGAUGGACAUGGGUGGCCCCGUCCAAGCACCACAAGACUCAGCCGGCGAAGCCCCAAAAGAGACAUCAGCUGCAGCAAACUCCCAAGCCUUGACAAACGGUAUAUCGGAAUCGCCAUCGCAAGCAAGCGGGACAGUCGACGGCCUACCGCAUGCCGACGAAGCCAUGGAGCCCACAAACACGUCAGCUGGAAACACGGAGCAACCAGCUUCCUCUGAGACAACAUUCAUGGACGCAUCCAUUGACGGUACAUUGCGUAUCUGGGACCGCAGACAACCAAAUCCAGUCGCACGCAUCACACCGCCCCGUAACACGCCGCCAUGGUGUAUGAAUGCCUGCUGGUCCCCCGAUGGCAAUUUCAUCUAUGCCGGCCGGAGAAAUGGAACAGUGGACGAGUACAGUCUGCACAAAGGGCUGAGGGAGCCACGGCGCACAUUUCGCUUUCCAAGCGUCAGCGGUGCUGUCAGUGCAGUACGCGCCAUGCCCAACGGCAAGCACCUCAUCUGCGCCUCCUACGACAUCCUCCGCCUCUACGAUCUCACCCAGCCCGACGCCGGCACAAAGGGUGCAGCCGCAACCCCUUUUCUCAUCGUACCCGGUCACCGCACCGGCGUCAUCUCGCAGCUCUACCUCGACCCCACGUGCAGCUUCAUGAUUUCCACGGGCGGCAAUCGCGGCUGGGAAGGCGCAUCAACGGAAGUCCUGAUUGGCUAUGAAAUCGGCAUUGGGUCGUAA